AUGGCGCUCUCCGUCACCCUCUCGGCCUCAGCGGUCGCCACCACAACCGGUGGCCGCUUCAACGUCAAGCGCACCUCUCCAGGAAGGCGCGCCGCCCGUCCCGCCGCGCGCGGGCUGGUCGUCCGCGUCGCGGCCGACUCCGAUUACGACGCCGUGGUAAUAGGCGCGGGCGUGUCCGGCCUGUCCACCGCGUUCACGCUCGGCAGGUCCUCGCCCGGCGUUCGAAUGCUGGUCACCGAGGCCAGGGACCGCGUGGGAGGUAACAUCACCACGAAGAACGAGAACGGGUACAUCUGGGAGGAGGGUCCCAACUCUUACCAGCCCGGCGACGCGAUCCUCACCGUGGCGUGCGACGCGGGCAUGAGGGACGACAUCCUCCUCGCCGAUCCCAACUCGGACCGCUACGUCCUCUGGGACAAGGAGCUCCGGGCGCUCCCCAAGGACAUUCCCACCGCGGUCCUCGGCACCUUCCUCACCUGGCCGGGCAAGAUCCGCGCGGGCCUCGGCGCGAUCGGCAUCCGGCCCCCGCCCCCGGGCAAGGAGGAAUCCGUCAAGGAAUUCGUCUCGCGAAACCUCGGCACGGAGGCUUUCGAGAGGCUCAUCGAGCCCUUCUGCUCCGGCGUCUACGCGGGCGACCCCGCGGCGCUCUCGUCCGUCGCGGCCACCGGCAGGGUCCAGCGCCUGGAACCCCUCGGCGGCUCCCUCGUCUUCGGCGCCCUCAAGGCGCAGAAGGAGGCAUACGACGCCAAGAAAGCCCGGGGGCCUCGAGAUCCGCGACUGCCAAAGGUGGAGGGCCAGACGGUGGGAUCCUUCCGCGGGGGGCUGAAGACGUUCCCCGAGGGCCUCGCCAAGGCGCUCGGCUCGGAGAAGGUCAAGCUCGAGUGGAAGGUGACGAAGAUCGCCAAGCGGGACGACGGUUCGUUCGCCAUCACCUACGACACCCCCGACGGGGAAAAGCAAAUCACCACAGCCACCGUGGUGAUGACCGCGCCGGCUUACGUCACCGCCGAUACCGUGCAGGACAUGGCGCCCGACGCCGCCGCCGCGCUCCGAAAGUUCUACUAUCCGCCCGUCGCGUCCGUGACCGUCUCCUACCCCGAGGAUUCCUUCCGUUUGGACGGAACCUCCGCGCUUCCCGGAGGCGGUCUCACCGGGUUUGGGCAGCUUCACCCGCGGUCGCAGGGCAUCCGCACGCUCGGCACCAUCUACUCGUCCUACCUGUUCAAGGACGAUAAGCGCCAGCCGGAGGGUGAGUUCAUGAUACUCAACUACAUCGGCGGCGCGAGGGACACCGGCAUCACGCAGCUGUCCGACGAGGAGCUCGUCAAGGCGGUGCACGAGGACGCGCUCAAGACGAUCCUCAAGCCCGGCACCCCUCUGCCCAAGGUUGUGGGCGUCAAGGUGUGGGAGAAGGCCAUCCCCCAGUUCAACCUCGGGCACCUGGACGUGCUGGCGGAGGCCAAGGCGGGCUUGGCAAAGGCGGGGUGCGACGGGCUGUUCCUGGGCGGUAACUACACCGCGGGUGUCGCGCUGGGACGGUGCGUGGAGUUUGGCGUCGAGCAGGCGAAGGACCUCGAAACGUACCUUUCCAAACAGUCCGCAAAGAAGGGCGCCUCGGUGCCCGCGCGCUAAGUAAGUAAGAAGCGGCUUUUCAGGCGUCGAGACGAGACGGGACGGUCGGACGAGACGGGACGGUCGGACGAGACGGGACGGUCGAGGUAGCCGCGCUUCGUGAUGAGUAAAGACGAUUGACUGACGACGCGAGGCGACAUCACCCGCGGUCGAACCC
Micromonas commoda is the source of this 1789-nucleotide messenger RNA. RefSeq names its product protoporphyrinogen IX oxidase chloroplast precursor (gene HEMG). The record is from RefSeq and is a predicted model, not a curated record. Gene Ontology annotation, biological process: porphyrin-containing compound biosynthetic process. The coding region runs from base 1 to 1632 and encodes 543 amino acids. Gene Ontology annotation, molecular function: protoporphyrinogen oxidase activity, oxygen as acceptor. NCBI's taxonomy places the organism in Eukaryota, Viridiplantae, Chlorophyta, Mamiellophyceae, Mamiellales, Mamiellaceae. The transcript has a single exon.